This is a messenger RNA of Anthostomella pinea, 330 nucleotides long. Lineage: Eukaryota; Fungi; Ascomycota; Sordariomycetes; Xylariales; Xylariaceae. The record is from the annotation of a GenBank genome assembly.
AUGACUCACGGUAAGAUAUUCGACAGCUCCAGUUCCCACCAGUCAACAGUCCUGCGCACAUCCCUUGACCAGAAGACCAAGAAGGUCAACGAGGCCCAGGAGAACCUGCCUCUCCCCGAGCAGCCCCCGGUCGCCUCCGACUGGAACUCGGCUGACGCACGCACCGUCAAUGUCGGUUCCGGUGGCGUCUCGAGCGACAUCUCGACCGGCGCUGGCUCGACCUCGGGUCUGCGGGAGCCCGCCAGCAAGGGCGACGUCGACCUGAGCAAUGUCGGUCGCGAGGGCAAGGACAACCUGUCCGGCCCGCCCAAGGACGCUGCCGCCAGAUAG